AUGUCCAGAGCAAGACGAGGAACAGGCGCAGUCAGAGGGCCAGCAUCAGCGCUCACAUCCUUCCUAGCUGGUCUCGGCGUUCAGCCUAGCGCGCCCCUCACUACCUGGGGCAACUCAACAGCCAUCAAUGGGCAGCUCGCCGCGGAUGGUCCAGUCAUCGACCCCACCGCUGAGCUUGACCCAGCGGGCGCAGUCACUGCUCGCAAUGUGGAAGCAGGUCCGAGCACGGUCGCAGAUGGGAAACGAGCCCGCUCGGCGUCAAUGAACUCGGACGACCUGGACGCACCGGUUCAGCACGAUAGCCUCCAAGCGGUCGGCGAGUUCAUGACGUGUGCCGAAUGUGACAAGCAAUUCACAGUCACCGCGUACACCAAGCCACGACCAAAAGGCGGGCAUCUCUGCGUUCCCUGCUGCUAUGCUCUCGGGAUCGACCCUUUUGCCAAAGCCAAAGUAAAAAAGGUGGCCAAGAAGGCCCCUCAAAAGGAAGCUCGCACUGUCAAGCGCUUCGAGGACCGCCGCGGUGCUCCCGGACUCGGCGACAUCUGCAUCCAGAUCAUCGGCAAGUACAUUGAAGACGUCGAGCAGCUCGGCGACAUUGGCCAUGUCAACAUGGACAAGGUCUGCAGGAUCAUCUCUCGCGGCCGUCUCCUAACACCCGAAACGGCGCAGCUCUUUUACGCCUCCGACAGAGAGGAGCUCGUGAUGUAUGACUGUACUCGCCUCGUCCACGAGUCGUACCUCGCUAUGGCCAACCUCUGCCCCAAUCUCUACACCUUACGCCUCCACUACUGUGGACAACUCACCACCGACGCGCUCGUCCAUAUCUCCCGUCUGCCCCUCCGCAUAAUCGAGCUGUACGGUCCGUUUUUGGUCCGAGAAGCUGGUUGGAAAGCCCUCUUCGAAAACUGCAACCUCGAGUCGUUCCUCAUCACACAAUCCCCCCGGUUCGAUCUCGCUCUGCUCGAGAACCUCCUCGCGCAGUGUCCGCAACUAAAGCAUCUGCGCUUGGAUGAAAUAGGAAAGCUCGACAACGCAUUCCUACCCCUCAUCGCGCAAUUCCCCCUCAUAUCCCUAGACAUCUCCUCUCCCACCCAUCACUUGUCCGACGAAGCUUUCGUCCUCCCUUCCACGGUGCAAUCCCUCACCUUACUGGAUCAUCCAGAACUCACCGACGAGAUUCUCCCCACCAUUGCCAAGCUCCCCCUUCACACCCUAAAACUCUCGCUCAUGCCUGAGCUUACCGACGCUGGUGUAGCAACCCUCUUCCAAACCCUCACCAACCUCUCCCACGUCGAUCUCGAAAAAGGACAUGACCUCGCGGACGCCGCUCUCAUCUCCCUCAUCGAAUCCUCCGCUGCCACCCUGACCACCCUCAGCAUCCUUGGCUGGCGCGAGGUAUCCUCCGACGCUCUCGCUCACCUCACCCGCUGCGUCAAGCUCACCCAACUCAACCUUGGCUGGUGUCGCCAGGUCACCGACUUCCUCCUCAAGGAUCUGCUGGACGCGUGUCCUGACCUAAACACAAUCUAUGUCUGGGGCUGUAACCAGUUGACAGAUGCGGCACCGAGGCGGCGAGGGGUCAAGAUUGUAGGCAUUGAGACUCAUUCUUUAUAA
This is a messenger RNA of Dioszegia hungarica, 1614 nucleotides long. RefSeq lists its product as uncharacterized. Gene Ontology annotation, cellular component: SCF ubiquitin ligase complex. Lineage: Eukaryota; Fungi; Basidiomycota; Tremellomycetes; Tremellales; Bulleribasidiaceae. The record is from RefSeq and is a predicted model, not a curated record. Gene Ontology annotation, biological process: SCF-dependent proteasomal ubiquitin-dependent protein catabolic process. Bases 1 to 1614 code for a protein of 537 amino acids. The transcript has 6 exons.